AUGCAAGCGGCAAAAGGCACCAAGGGGGACGUUCCUCAUUGGACCAACUGUAAAUGUUGUGAGGGUAGUGGAUGUAUAUACGGAGACGCGGAGGUAGCAGCGAUCUGGAAGGGUCAUCAGGUCGCUUCGUAUACACGAUCGCAUAAAGAUCUGGUUACGCUGCCCUCUGACCAAGUACGUUCCUCGCCAAUCGAUAAUGGAUUUGCCAACUCAGACUUUGCAGCGACCCUGGAGAAAAUCCUCGGAGUCAAAAUCGCGUUUAUGCGACCUCCACUCAGCAGUUCCAACGAUAACGUCUUGCAAACUCUGCGAUCCACCGUGGCUAAGCGGCCUAACACGAUCUUGACUCUGAACCAUGAGACUGUUGAAACUACUAGCACCGCCGUUCUCCCGCAUGCUUUCGAGGUCUUACAAGGCGCAGGCUACAAUCUCGUGAUUAUUGCUGAGUAUCUUGGCUUGCCGCGUUGGAACGCUUGGUGCUAUGAAAGAUCGAGUUGUCUUCUCCAAGUACCAUCAUGCAUUGGGAAGAUCGCAAGCCGUUAUCGCAUUUCAUUGCAUAUUCCGCCUCAAACCCACCUUCAAGCCAAGGAGAAGAUAGCAGAAUUGCCUUGCCUCUAUCAUCUCUCCAUACCUCUCCAGUCAUUCCAAAUCGUGAUGCGGCUCUACGCCAAUCGUUAA
Desarmillaria tabescens is the source of this 678-nucleotide messenger RNA. RefSeq lists its product as uncharacterized. Gene Ontology annotation, biological process: carbohydrate metabolic process. Gene Ontology annotation, molecular function: hydrolase activity, acting on carbon-nitrogen (but not peptide) bonds. Bases 1 to 678 code for a protein of 225 amino acids. NCBI's taxonomy places the organism in Eukaryota, Fungi, Basidiomycota, Agaricomycetes, Agaricales, Physalacriaceae. The transcript is spliced from 7 exons. The record is from RefSeq and is a predicted model, not a curated record.